This is a messenger RNA of Verticillium nonalfalfae, 2517 nucleotides long. It is a transcript of the gene MCM7, whose product is annotated as Mcm2-7 hexameric complex component. Gene Ontology annotation, cellular component: MCM complex; nucleus. The transcript is spliced from 4 exons. Gene Ontology annotation, molecular function: ATP hydrolysis activity; single-stranded DNA helicase activity; single-stranded DNA binding. NCBI's taxonomy places the organism in Eukaryota, Fungi, Ascomycota, Sordariomycetes, Glomerellales, Plectosphaerellaceae. Gene Ontology annotation, biological process: DNA strand elongation involved in DNA replication; DNA replication; DNA replication initiation. The record is from RefSeq and is a predicted model, not a curated record. Bases 1 to 2517 code for a protein of 838 amino acids.
AUGGCGCUCCGUCAAUUCAAGGCGCCAGUCCAGUACGAGGCACAGCUCGGUACACUUCCCCGCGAUUCAGCAUUGACAUGGCGACAAGUACUGACUACAACCACUGCAGCCGCCUUCGAGUCAUUCCUCAAGGACUUCAAAGCCACUCCCGAGCAGACCAUCACACAUGCCCUCGGCAACGUAACAAUAAAUGAGGAUGACUUUGACGAAGAUGACGAUGUCAUGGAGGACGACGAGGUUGCGGAGGAGAGGCGCCGCCGCCAGAAAGAGGCGCGCACUCCCCAGCCAAAGUAUCAGAUUAUCCUGCAAGAGCUGGCAGAUCGCAAGAUCAACGAGGUCAUGCUAGACCUGGACGACCUUCACGGGUGGGAGAAGUCAUUGGAAGCCGACACAGGCGAGCGCCUCAAGCUGGUCGAGUCGGUCGAACUGAAUACCAAGCACUAUGUCGAGAUUUUCUCGAGAGCCAUUGACUCGCAGAUGCCGGCGCCAACGAACAAGGAGUCCUUCAAGGAAGACGUUCUCGAUGUUGUCAUGAGGCGGCGAGAAGAACAUAACCAGGCCAUGGAUGUGGCUGUCGCGAAUGGCGAUCUUCCUGCCGCUGCCGAGCGCUUCCCCGCAGAACUGACGCGCCGCUACACCCUGGCUUUCAAGCCCCGGACCCAAACUGUCGAUCACGAAUCUAAGGCCAUGGCCGUCCGUGACGUCCGCGGCGAGCACCUGGGCCACCUCAUCACGGUCCGCGCCAUCGCAACCCGAGUGUCCGACGUCAAGCCUGUCGUCUCCGUCAGCGCCUACUACUGCGAGGGCUGUGGCAGUGAAAUCUUCCAGCCUGUCACCGACAAGCAGCACACUCCCUUGACCAUGUGUCCCUCGGAGACGUGCAAGAAGAACCAGUCGCGCAGCCAACUGCAACCAUCAUCGAGAGCGUCCAAGUUCCUCCCCUUCCAGGAGGUUAAGGUUCAGGAAAUGGCUGAACAGGUUCCCAUUGGCCAAAUCCCUCGAACACUCACUGUUCUCUGCUACGGUUCCUCCGUACGCAAGGUGAACCCUGGCGACGUUGUCGACAUAUCCGGCAUCUUCAUGCCCACUCCCUACACUGGCUUCAAGGCUAUGAAGGCUGGCCUCCUCACCGACACAUACCUCGAGGCUCACUACAUUCUGCAGCACAAGAAGGCCUACUCCGAGAUGAUCAUUGAUCCCGCGCUUGUGCGGAGGAUCGAGCAGUACAGGCAAUCUGGACAGGUGUACGAGCUGCUUGCCAAGUCGAUCGCUCCCGAGAUCUACGGUCACGUUGACGUCAAGAAGGCUCUCCUGCUGCUCCUCAUCGGUGGUGUGACGAAGGAGGUCAAGGACGGCAUGAAGAUUCGUGGUGACAUCAACGUCUGCCUUAUGGGUGACCCUGGUGUGGCCAAGUCCCAGCUGCUCAAGUACAUCUCAAAGGUCGCGCCGCGCGGCGUGUACACUUCUGGUCGUGGUAGCAGUGGCGUCGGUCUCACGGCCGCCGUCAUCCGUGACCCAGUGACUGACGAGAUGGUCCUUGAGGGCGGCGCCCUUGUGCUCGCCGAUAAUGGUAUCUGCUGCAUCGAUGAAUUCGACAAGAUGGACGAUAACGACCGCACGGCUAUCCACGAAGUCAUGGAACAACAGACCAUCUCCAUCUCCAAGGCCGGCAUCUCCACCACUCUCAACGCGCGCACCUCGAUUCUUGCCGCAGCUAACCCUCUUUACGGCCGAUACAACCCCCGCCUCUCACCUGUCGAGAACAUCAAUCUCCCCGCCGCCCUUCUUUCGCGUUUCGAUAUCAUGUUCCUGAUCCUUGACACGCCGAACCGCGAGUCCGACGCCCAGCUUGCCAAGCACGUCGCCUACGUGCACAUGCACUCUCGCCACCCCCCCGUCGCCGGUGAGGACGAUGUAAUUUUCAGCCCUCAUGAAGUCCGCUCCUACAUUGCCCAGGCGCGCACCUACCGCCCAGUCGUCACGGCGGGCGUCAUGGAAUACGUCAGCAAGACGUACGUCCGCAUGCGCGAGGCCCAGCGCCGCGCUGAGAAGAAGGGCGAGCAGUUCACCCACGUCACGCCGCGAACUCUUCUCGGCAUCAUUCGCAUCGCCCAGGCCCUCGCGCGCCUGCGCUUCAGCAACCUCGUGGAGCAGGACGACGUGGACGAGGCGCUGCGUCUGCUCGAGGCCUCCAAGGAGUCGCUCGCCGCCGACCAGGGCACUGGCCGCCAGAGGCUCAACCCCAACAGCAGAAUCUACAACAUGGUCAAGGCGCUGGCCGACAGUGGCGCAUGCAGGCCUGACGACGCGGACGAGGACGACGAGUACGGCGUGCUGAGCUUGAGGAAGGUCAAGGAGAGAGUCAUCGCCAAGGGCUUCACGGAGGACCAGUGGCUCGCCGCGCUGGAGGAGUACAACAGCCUCGAUGUCUGGCAAACUGCUGGCAACAUGACGAGACUCGUGUUCAUCAACGCCUCUGGCAACGAUGCCGAGCGUGAGGGCAGUGAGGAUGCUUAA